Molecule: messenger RNA, 1488 nt
Organism: Serendipita indica DSM 11827
Lineage: Eukaryota; Fungi; Basidiomycota; Agaricomycetes; Sebacinales; Serendipitaceae
Source: the annotation of a GenBank genome assembly
AUGGCCAUGUUUGCAAGAUAUGGGCCACUUGCACGUCUAAGAACUUUUGGAUCUAUUUCGUGCAAGAAUGGACGUGUCCAAAGCUCGUCGAGGGCGUUUUCGACGCUGUUCAAGCGACCGACUUCCGCAGCUAUGAUAAAACCACGUGAAUUCCCGCAUUUUACGCCCUCUUAUCCGCAUUUCUUUUACCCGAGCACAUUUCGAAUACGGCCCGUCACAUUUACUACCUCGUCGACAACCCAAGGGAGCGUAGCGGAUGCGUCCCUCGAUAGUUUGCCACCGAAUGGGGUUGUAAGGUGGUUGAUGUUAUGCUGUGGCUUGACCUUUGGAGUCAUUGUCGUCGGUGCUGUUACCCGUCUCACCGAGUCUGGGCUCAGCAUCACGGAAUGGAAGCCUGUUACGGGUGUCAUACCACCAAUAGGAAACGAAGCAUGGCAGGCAGAAUUUGAUAAAUACAGACAGACACCAGAAUUCAAAAUAUUGAAUAGCAAGAUGAACGUAGACGAGUUCAAGUCGAUUUAUUAUAUGGAGUGGGGUCACCGUAUCCUCGGACGCGUGAUAGGUCUUGCCUUUGCCGUCCCGUAUGGAUACUACCUCUUCAAGCGGCGCCUUCCUGCACCUUUGGCCGGAAAUUUGGGAGCACUCGGCUUGCUACUUGGUGCACAAGGUGCACUGGGUUGGUACAUGGUCAAAUCCGGUCUCGAUCACCAGACCUUGGUGGAAAACACUCCUAAUCCAGCUCAGGGUAUUGUCCCGCGUGUCAGUCAGUACAGAUUGGCUGCACAUCUGGGCACAGCAUUGCUCUUCUUCUCCGGAGCUUUGCGUACGGCUCUCACUGUUCGCAAGGAUCUGCAAUGGGCAAGUGGAGGCGCUGUGAACGGCGUUGGCGAUCAAUUCGUCUCGCUAUUGCAAGACCCACGAGUCAGGCGGUUCAAAGGAGCCUCCAUAGCCCUCCUUCUUCUCGCUUUCGGAACUGCAGUCUCAGGUGCAUUUGUCGCUGGAUUGGAUGCGGGCUUGAUAUACAACGAGUUUCCCUACAUGGGUGAGGGCCUAGUGCCACCCCAUAAUGAGCUCCUAUCACCUGCAUAUUCUCGAAGAAGCGACCAAGGUGAUCUCUGGUGGAGAAAUAUGCUUGAGAAUCCUGUUACAGCCCAAUUUGAUCACCGUGUCUUAGCAAUGUCGACCUACUUUGGUACAACUGGACUGUACGCAGUUACUCGGCUCACGUCUCUCUCUUCUAUUCUUCCACCACUCACAAGGCACCUGAUCGGUGCUUCCUUUGCUAUGGUCAACAUUCAGGCGGCCCUCGGAAUCACAACGUUACUCUAUCUCGUUCCCGUUCACCUAGCUGCAACUCACCAGGCGGGGAGCGUUUUCCUACUCACAACUCUCAUAGCCCUGGUAACCAGCUUACGAAGACCGUCCAAGUUAGCUUCACUCGUGCGAGCAGCACGUCAACGAGCAGCUCCAAAAGUAAAACCAUCGUAA